AUGCUUCUCGCACGCAUGCACCACGACCAACUACCAUAUGGAGCAGUAUCGGAUGUGGCUCGGCACUUUCAGUGCCACAGGGUUACCAUAUCACGACUCUGGAAAAAUGGACGCCUCUCUCUCCUCCACGGUGCUCCGAUGGCGGACAUCGCUGCCAAAAUUCGAGCACGGCGAUCCGUCGAAAUAAUUGAAGCGACGAUCAAGGCCGUGCCCCAAGAAGAUCGCCAAACACAGCGCUCCCUCGCCGCACACAGUGGCAUACCCCAGACGACCAUCAUGCGCCACAUGGCAGCAACCAAGAAGCCCAUGCCGCAUUCAAGCCAUGUCAAACCAUUCUUGACGGACGCCAACAAGACCAAGCGCCUGCAUGAAGAACUGGCCCAUCGCGCCGCCAAAAUCCAAACGAUUAUCGCAAAAGUAAUGUUUUUGGCCGCCGUUGCACGUCCCCGGUACGAUCCCCACCUACGACAAGAAUUCGAUGGAAAGCUGUGUAUUUGGCCGUUUGUCCAACGCGUGCCAGGAGCUAGAAAUAGUUAA
Messenger RNA from Aphanomyces astaci, 537 nucleotides. RefSeq lists its product as hypothetical. The transcript has 3 exons. Lineage: Eukaryota; Oomycota; Saprolegniomycetes; Saprolegniales; Verrucalvaceae. The record is from RefSeq and is a predicted model, not a curated record. The coding region runs from base 1 to 537 and encodes 178 amino acids.